Messenger RNA from Salvia miltiorrhiza (redroot sage), 1528 nucleotides. Its product is annotated as CAX-interacting protein 4-like. Gene Ontology annotation, molecular function: zinc ion binding; nucleic acid binding. NCBI's taxonomy places the organism in Eukaryota, Viridiplantae, Streptophyta, Magnoliopsida, Lamiales, Lamiaceae. The record is from RefSeq and is a predicted model, not a curated record. The transcript is spliced from 2 exons. Bases 289 to 1311 code for a protein of 340 amino acids.
AAUCUUUUUGCCUGGGUUAUUGAAUCAAUCCGCGUAUUUAUCACUAAAAUGGCCCAAUAUCCUACACCGACUUCACUUAAUUACCUUUUUUAAUUUUCUAUUUUUAUAUUUAUCUAAUUCUUUCAUAUUUGUCGUUCGCCAAUUGCGGAUCUGCUGAGUUCCGAUCACCACAAAUUCACGCCGCCCCAAUUCGGAGAUAAUCAGAAGCACGAUUUCAAAUACGCCGCCCUUCUCACUCGCUACAAAACUCGUCGAUUUUUCUCCGCCGGAAAUCUAGAUCUCGCCAAGAUGCCGGCGACCGCGGGGAGGGUUCGCAUGCCGGCGAACAACCGGGUGCACAGCAGCGCCGCCCUACAGACCCACGGCAUAUGGCAGAGUGCAAUUGGGUACGAUCCCUACGCGCCCAACAAAGAAGAGAAGAGCAACGCCUCCGCUCAGAAGAGCGCCGCCGCCUCGGAAGGUGAACAGGAAAACGCGUAUGCUAGUUUCCAGGGUUUACUCGCUCUUGCUCGCAUCACGGGAUCGAAUGCCGACGAGGCUCGUGGCUCCUGCAAGAAGUGCGGGAGGGUUGGGCAUCUCACGUUCCAGUGUAGGAAUUUCUUGAGUGCUAAGAGCGAUGACGACAAGGCGAGUAAGGAUAACGAUGCCAUCCAAGCCGCGGUUCUGUCUGGAUUGGAGAAGAUGAUAGGUGAGAAACUGAAGGCGCGCGCAGCAGCAGGGGAGAGUGAGGAGAGCAGCGAGGAGGAGAGCGAGAGCUCGGAUACGGACUAUGAUUCGGAGAUGGAGCGUGCUGUAGCCCAGAAGUUCGGGAGAAAAGCUAGUGCUGGUGGUGGGAAGUUGAGGAGCAGCAAGAGUAGGAAGAGGAGCGAUAGUGAUGAGCUCGACAACGAUGAUGGGUUGGAAAGUGAUGCUAGGGAGAGAAAGAAGAAGGAGAAGAGAGAGAGAGGGAGAUCAAAGAACAGGAAGAGCGCGAAGAGAAGGUACAGCGACUCUGAUGAUGAGGAUUCGAGCAGAAAAAAGAGGAGGAAGGAGAAAAGGAGGAAGAGGGAUGAUGAUGAUUCCUCCGAUGAGGAGGAGGAGGAAGAUAAGCUGAGGAGGAAGAGUAAGAAGGAGAGGAGGAGGAGGAGGAGCCACCGCCAUGGGAAUGAUUAUUCGUCUGAUGAUUCUGUGAAGCAGCGCCACAAGCGGAGGAGUCGCAGGGCGGACUCAGCAUCUGGCUCCGGUGACAGUGAAUCGGAUGGUUGUCGAGUGGGAAGGGACAAGAAGCGGUCUGAUAAGAAGAGCAGGCAUCAUCGCCGUCGAGAGGACUAGCUUUUGCUGCUAUGGAGGUUGUGCAAAUUCUGUUUUAAUGUGUUGAGUGUUGAGUUUGGUAACAAUUUCUGAAUGUGGGGUUGAUGAAAAACAGAGUAGCUCACAAACUCUGGAUUUGUGGUUUUAAUGCAUUGCAUUUUCUGAAGAAUGCUCAUCUUAGUUAUGUAUGAAUGUAAGAAUUCCAUUGCAGAUUCUUAUUGAACAGUAAUUCGAUCUA